Fomitopsis serialis is the source of this 464-nucleotide messenger RNA. RefSeq lists its product as uncharacterized. The transcript has a single exon. The record is from RefSeq and is a predicted model, not a curated record. Bases 79 to 345 code for a protein of 88 amino acids. NCBI's taxonomy places the organism in Eukaryota, Fungi, Basidiomycota, Agaricomycetes, Polyporales, Fomitopsidaceae.
GGGGCGGACGUGCUCGGUGCUGCGCGUCGGUGCGACUCGCGGCGACGCGUCUUCGAGAAGCGCGUGCUGUGGCAUUGCAUGCAGACGACGACUUGCUUCGGGUCGAUGGGAUACGGCGGGAGCUGGACCAGCGCGGAGCAGACAGCGCAAGCAGCAAGCAUCAGAGGUUGUUGGGUAGACGGACUCGGGGCCUGGGGGUGCGGCAUGAAGAUCGAUCGUGGUGGUUCGGAGCGAUGGAUGUGCGCACCUCUGUGGCUGGUUUUGUCGCGGCACUGUACAUGUGGUGCAGGUUGGCGCGACACUCCGUGCAGAGCUUCCCCCUCGCAUUUGAGCGCAGAGUCUUGAAACAGUUUGCACAGUUGGUGGUGGCACUAGGCAUCGCGCCGUGUAGUGCUGGUUGCCUGUGCGAUGUAUCAGUUUAUCGGAUUAGGUAGACGUAAAAGAAGGUGAAGCAUACGAGACGC